CUUGCAAUUUGUGCAGAAUUUUACAAUUUUUAAAUCAAAAAAGAAGAAGAAUUCUUCAAAAUAAGAUUUUUAAGAACACAAAAACACUUAUUGCUUAAAAAACUUUCGUUUUUGUAGAAAGCACUUGAGUUAUUGGCACUAAAAAUAAAUAGUAAUGAGAUACUAGAUUUGCAGAAUCAAAAAUAAAUUGAAUAAUGGCACAGCAGUCACAGUUUUCCUUGGCUUGGGAUGAAUACAGAAGAAAUAUUUGUAAUGGUUUGAGCUCUCUACAACAGAAUGGGGAGUUUGUUGAUAUGACAUUGGCUGCAGAUGGUCACUUCGUCAAGGUGCACCAGGUUAUUGUGGCACUGGCGAGUCCUUACCUCAAAGAGCUUAUUGCGUCCAUACAGUGUCCUCAUCCUGUGGUAUUUUUGAACGUAAAUUUCUUAUUUUUAUCCUUCGGUUUAUGUCAAUUUGUCUUAGGUUUAUAUGCAUUUGUAGAGAAAAUGCUAAUUUCUGUAAAUUGUUUAUUACAGAAAAUAUCCUACACAACUUUGUGCUCAGUGCUGGAAUACAUUUACACAGGUGAAGUCCUGGUUUCCGUUGAUCACCUCAAUGAGCUCAUAGACGCUGGCAGAGAACUUCACAUCAGGGGCUUGGAGGACAUGAAACUACAGCAACAGCUGCCAAAAUCACAAGAACUGUAUGCAAACUCUCAAACAAGCAACAAUGUGGGGGAAUAUGACGAAGAAGUGUGUUAUUUUGAAAUAUCCAACCAGAGGAGUGAAGAUGACCAAUCACAGCUAGAGUUACAAACUUCAAUGUAUCCCGAGGUGUACGACUCAGACAUGAAGCCUGAAAUAACUGAGAAGUACGACAAUAGCAUGCUACACAACUUUGAGCAGGAGUUCGUGGACGACGGUGUGGCUGAGGAGAUUACCCCUGACAGCCCCAUGACCCCCAGCAGUGAGAUAUCACAGAAAAACCCAGGUGUGAGCAUAAUGCAGUACACAGUAUCGAACCAGGGCUCGCUGCAGAUGAUCUUAAACCGUUUCGUGUACUACCUGAAGCACAGCAACGCAAGUGGCACGCGGCAGUGGCGCUGCGUGGACUAUGUUAGCGCCGUCAAGUGUCCUGCGCAUAUCGUCACGAAAGCUGAUAUGGUGCUACAAAGAAUCCAUGCGCAUACGCACCCAUUUCACGAUAAGAGGAUUUUGAAAAAAGUCAGAGCCGGCUCCAUUUUCUCCGCUAUCCAAGAAGCAGAAAACCAAGGAAAAGCUUUUAAAAGAAAACGAAUGAACUCGCCUGCUGAAUCUAGUAUAAAUAGUGCCGAUAUAAAUCCUGCGGAUAUAGAAUAAAUCAAAUUUUAGCCAU
This is a messenger RNA of Ostrinia furnacalis (Asian corn borer), 1353 nucleotides long. RefSeq lists its product as uncharacterized. Gene Ontology annotation, cellular component: nucleus. Gene Ontology annotation, biological process: regulation of transcription by RNA polymerase II. Lineage: Eukaryota; Metazoa; Arthropoda; Insecta; Lepidoptera; Crambidae. The transcript is spliced from 6 exons. Gene Ontology annotation, molecular function: protein binding. The record is from RefSeq and is a predicted model, not a curated record. Bases 195 to 1337 code for a protein of 380 amino acids.